Molecule: messenger RNA, 933 nt
Organism: Acomys russatus (golden spiny mouse)
Lineage: Eukaryota; Metazoa; Chordata; Mammalia; Rodentia; Muridae
Product: olfactory receptor 49-like
Exons: 1
Coding region: 1-933 (310 amino acids)
Biological process (GO): G protein-coupled receptor signaling pathway
Cellular component (GO): membrane
Molecular function (GO): olfactory receptor activity; G protein-coupled receptor activity
Source: RefSeq, a predicted model, not a curated record
AUGGGGAAUGGGACAGCUGUCCGGGAAUUUACCCUGGAGGGAUUUCCUGCUGCCCAGCACCUGGGGAAGCUGCUCUUCUCAGUGCACCUGCUGGCAUACCUGGCCUCCAUGACCAGCAAUGUGCUCAUUGUCUCCACUGUUUGUAUCAGUGCCCGCCUGAAAACCCCCAUGUACUUUUUCCUCAGUAUCUUCUCCGUCUUCGAGUGUUGUUUCACCACUGCGGUUAUUCCGAAGUUGUUGGCUAUAUUUCUUUUAGGGAAGCAGACGAUUUCUUUUGUUGCCUGCUUCGUACAAGCCUUCGUCUUUGUAUUUAUCAGGGCCUCUGGCUUUCUUCUCAUCGCUGUGAUGUCAGUGGACAGGUGUGUGGCCAUUUGCAAGCCUCUGCAUUACGCCACCAUCAUGAACCUGAGGACUUGCAUCCUCCUCGUCGUGGCCUGCCUUGCUGUGACCUUCACCCUUAUCACUUGGGUAGUAGUAAAGGUGUCACGGUUAUCCUUCUGUGGCCCCCGUGUCAUCCCACACUUCUUCUGUGACCUCGGCCCUCUGAUCCACCUCUCCUGUUCUGACACCAGAUCUACUGAAGCUCUGACCUUUGGCCUUGCUUUGAUCAUCCUUCUCUCUUCCUUCAUCAUAACCAUCACUGCAUACAGCAACAUAGUAGUUACAAUUGUGCAUCUCCUGUCAGCCAAGGAGAGACAGAAAGCCUUCUCCACCUGCUCAUCCCACCUCAUCGUCCUCUCCCUGAUGUACAGCAGCUGCGUGUUUAUAUAUGCGAAACCGAAGCAAAUGAGCAGGCUUGAAUCCAACAGAGAGGCUGCUCUCGUGAACACAGUGGUGACGCCUCUGCUGAACCCCAUCAUCUACACCCUGCGCAACAAGCAGGUCCAUCAGGCUCUGAGGGAGACUCUGUGCAGAAUGAAAAUAUCAAGAUAG